UCGACCCUCUUCUCCUUAUGGCUCCAAUGCUACGCCUAUUUUGACUAAAACUUCUAACGGACCGAAUCCUGAUCUGGCCUCUCCGAAAGUGGAUUUUCGUCUAUACCGCAACAGCAUCUUUACCUGCACUCCUUCCUCUCUUGAACUUCUCAUAUUUAUUACUUCAGGAUUUGCAGUUGCUUUCUCUUCUACAGAUUCUUCAGAACCAAGAACCAAGAACUUGACGUCAAAUGCAAUGGAAAGUAUCGUUAAGCCUAAGAGUGGACAAACAAUUGAUGAUGGGAGUGGGAACAAACAAGUCGUAAACAAAGUAUCGUGUUGUUUUGAUAAUGCCGAUUCGAUGAGAACAGCUAAUAUUCUCCGAUUGGCCUGGCUCUUUUCGAACUUCACCUUUGAGUCGAAAGGGAUCGAAGUCCGUUUGCUCAACAACUGCUCUGCGACGACAACCCUUGAAUUAAAUCUUAGCCUGAAGCUCGCCUAUAUCAUAUUCUCUUGUCGUGCUAACAGUUACGAUUUCUCGUCCCAGCCAACUGGUCAAUAUAAUUCCUCCUCUGACUACAAUAUUAUUGGUACAUGGUAUCCUCGUGCAGUCGCCGGACUCGUCUGGAAUCUAAAGCUCCAUCUCCUAGAGCUGCUGUGGCUUCAGGGUUUCUCCAGCCUUUCCUUAAUACGGCCCCGCACCGACUUGAUUGUUUCUGGUGAGGCCCAAGGGCAUAGAUGGGCAGCGCCAGCCUUAUCUCCAGGCUCUUGCCUCGAUCCGGCCUUGUGCUUUAUUUCCCAAUUCAAGCUAGUUUUUGACUCUCAGCUGGAAGUAGCUGGACCCAGUUCUAGAACAGGGGACUCCGGCAUUUCCUCCGGGACCAGUUUGUGCAUCAAUUUACCCAUAAACGGAUCAACCUAUUGUCGACUUCUCUCUCUACUUUCUGAUUAUACUCGGUUAUUGACUUCUAUUUUUGGCAGUCCUGAUCGAAUGCAUAUAAGCCAACCUGGUUACUCGAGCUCAGCUUUUCUGGUUCCCCGUCCAUAUCUAACCAACUUGUGUUGGUCCGAAGUCUUCUAUCGCCAUCCAGCCUACAAAUGUAUUGUAUUACUAUUCGAGCCUCUUAAAGAAACCACCACUUCUUCGGUUCAAUUCAGAGCGACGGAAUUUUCUUCACCUAGCAAAUUGGUUAAUACCAUGUUCAGUUCGAAUGGCUUAUCAAAUGGAGCGACUUCGGAAAUAGAGCCUCCGAUCGACAUCAUCUCAAUCAAUAAUCUUUGGAUGACUGAUCGCAUUAUUUCGAGCUGUGGCUUUUGGUUACAGCCCUUCGAGGUCGCUCUUUUGCCGUCCCGCUCAACUUUUGAACAAAUGGCCGAUUCCUCUUUUUAUGAAUUUCCAGGAUUACCUUCCCUUAACAAAGCUGCAAUUAUUUGGCGUUUCCCGCAAUCUAGAAGACCUGUACGCCUAAGAGUGGGUCCAGUUGUCGUCAGAAAAGAACUAUAUCUAAAUCAAGACUUUGAGAUGAAGUUCCCUUGUCGACUGCAAUUCUGGGACCCGCUUUGUGGCAGAGCUGGCAAGUUUGUCACCUAUGCAUCUAAUUUCUACCUAUCCGAUCUUCGUCCUACCGAUGUCGUCUUCUCAAGCUGUCAGAAAGACACCAAGGCUGAUAAGUCCGUUCCUUGUAACGAUGAGGAUGACUUUGUCACCGAGGAUGAUGCCUAUAGAGCCGAUGCUGACGCUCUUCACCUGGCAAGAUCUAUCGGUUGUCUUCCAUCCUCAUUCGAAGCCGUUGUGAAACGUGCCCUUGGAUCAGUUGCCUGUCUAUCUGCUCCAUUUCCUCGGACCGAACCACCAACUAAGAUACCGUCAUCAUCAUCUGCAAAAGUUACGCCACGACCGUCAAAAACAUGCCAUCCAAUUUGUUCAGGCUCCUCAGACGUCAAAUUUAUGGCUGAUCGUAUCGAUGUACUGGAUGAAGGAGCUGCUUCAGGAGGAGAGAAUGAAGCUGUAGCUAUAGAGAAACCGACCAAACCAGGUCGACUGGUAGCCAAGGGCACGGGGCUUCUUCUCGAUCGGAUAAAGGGUAGUCUCUUAGCCCACAGCGCCGUCCAUUCAAAGGAUUCUGCUUAUCGCUGUCAAACUAGACUUAAAAAGGAGCAAAUCUCUUUAGUGCCUGUGUUCAGCCGACGAGCUAAUUUUUUUGGUAGAGCCAAUCUUGCUGAUCCUGACGAUGACACUGAAGAAGCUGUUUUGGCUGAAGUAUGGCGCAUCUUGAUAGACUUUAGAACUAUCCAAAAUUGUCAAAUGAAUCCAGUGCUGGGCACAUUUGACUACGCCUCCAAACUUGGACUAAAGUAA
Protopolystoma xenopodis is the source of this 2338-nucleotide messenger RNA. Lineage: Eukaryota; Metazoa; Platyhelminthes; Monogenea; Polystomatidea; Polystomatidae. The record is from the annotation of a GenBank genome assembly.